Molecule: messenger RNA, 1409 nt
Organism: Phycodurus eques (leafy seadragon)
Lineage: Eukaryota; Metazoa; Chordata; Actinopteri; Syngnathiformes; Syngnathidae
Gene: cart4
Product: cocaine- and amphetamine-regulated transcript 4
Exons: 4
Coding region: 60-398 (112 amino acids)
Biological process (GO): cellular response to starvation; G protein-coupled receptor signaling pathway; negative regulation of appetite
Molecular function (GO): neuropeptide hormone activity
Source: RefSeq, a predicted model, not a curated record
GCCGACAACGACGACAAGAACGAGAAGAAGAAGAAGCUGACAGUCGAGAACGAGGUGAGAUGGAGAGCGUGCGAGUCUAUCUGUUCCUGUAUGUGUGUCUGUCCCUAUUGACGGUCCUCUGCCGGGGUCAAAGGUUGACCACCGACACGCAGAUUCCGGCCGUGCCCGACGAGGACAAACUCUUACGACUUGCAAACAACGACCUGGCGGAGUUGCUGCAGGGCUUCCUGGACGAGGCAGAAAGCCAAGCGGGUCUGUCGGUGGAGAAGAAGGCUAGCGUCAUCCCCAGGUGUGACGUCGGCGAACGCUGCGCCAUGAAACACGGCCCUCGAAUCGGCCGGCUGUGCGACUGCCUGCGAGGGACGGCGUGCAACACUUUCUUCCUGCGCUGCUACUGAACGCGCUGCGCCUGCGCCUGCGCCUGUGGGGACGCCUCACCACUUUCACGAUCACAACGCUUUACUACGUUUGACUACAUUUUGCAACACUUGCCGACACGACAACGCUUAACAACAAUUUACAGCAAUUUACAUGUUGCAUGUUAAAAUACUGGAUGUUUGUCGUGGAUAAGCGGUAAAGAAAAUGGAUGGAUGCAUGUUACUACAUUUUGCAACAUUUUACAACACUUAAUGACACUUUACAACACUUAACGAAACCUUACAACACUUAACAUUUACAAAACUUAGCAGCGCUGUACAGCAAUUUACGUUACAUUUUACAAUACGUUACUACAUUUUGCAACACUUUACAGCAUUUUACAACACUUACAAAAACUUGACAGCACUGUACAACAUUUUACAACAUGUUAUAAUACAACAUGUUACUACACUUAACAUUUUACAGUGCUUUACAGCACUUAACAUUUGACGACACUUUACUUCACCUUACUACACUUUACAACACCCAACAACACUUUACAACACGUUACAGUCCAUCUGAUUACAUUUUAAAACACUUUUCAACACCUAACCACAUUUUACAAUGCUUAACAGUUUACAACACUUUACUAUAGUUUAUAACACUUUGAAGCACAACAUAUGACAACGUGUUCAAACACUUUACAAUUCAACAUUUUACAACUCGUCCUAAUUGACUUUAAAACAUUUUACAACACUUUACAUCACCUCACAAAUCCCGUCUUCUCUUGUCCAACUAGCAGGCUAACGGCUGAUACUGAUAAAAAGCUCUCACUGCGAGCCUAAGCAACAAAGUAGAACAAUAAAAAUCUGGUUUAAAAAAAAAAAAAAGGGAAUUAUUGUGUUCUGACGUGAAAGCGUUGUGUCGUGAGGUCCUCACGGGUGUCACACAGCUGCAGCACCCAUCGGUGGCGCCUCUCAGUCAUCGCUGUCCUUCUCACUGUCAUGUUUCAACUGUCACCUUGACUUUGUUAAAUAAACGUUCUAAAGCUG